This is a messenger RNA of Hyla sarda, 2978 nucleotides long. Its product is annotated as hexosaminidase D-like. Gene Ontology annotation, molecular function: hexosaminidase activity. Gene Ontology annotation, biological process: carbohydrate metabolic process. Lineage: Eukaryota; Metazoa; Chordata; Amphibia; Anura; Hylidae. The transcript is spliced from 14 exons. The record is from RefSeq and is a predicted model, not a curated record. Bases 431 to 2074 code for a protein of 547 amino acids.
UGCAAAACAUAUCCCCUGUCUCUAUUCCAGCAGUCUGACCCCCCUCAAUCAGACACUUAUUUCCUCUUGGAUAGUUUUGCAUAACCGGAGUAUCCCCUUAAUUUUCCCAUGGACAUUAAUCGUUUUUUCCAGAGGAGCUUGCUGCAAGUGGAAUCUGCCCGGAAUUUCCAUGUGGGUAUUAUGCAAAACGUAUCCCCUAUCUAUAGGACUGCAGGGAAAGGGGGUCCGACUGCUGGAAGUCUGCUCUAUAUUAGCCUAGCCUUGCAUCUACUCCAAUGGUAAAGUUCCCCAAAAUGCUACUGCAAAACUACAGACAGCACCCAUCAUGCUCUGACAGGGGCAAGGCUGGUCCUCAAGAUCACAAAGUGGGCCUGCUGGAGAGCACAACUCCACCAAUAUCUAUGGUAGAAAGGGUUAAUGGACUAUAAGAAUGAUCUCCGACAGCCCAUGUCCUCAGGUAACGCAGCAAUUAAAAUUAGAAAACAAAGAUGACUUUUUUUGGGGUGGGAAAGAAGACGGUCUGGUGAACCCAAUAAUCCGGGAUCUUCCACCUGAGCCUCCACGUGAGGAGGAAAUACCUGUCCGGCCGAAAAUUAGGACAGCAGCAGGAAAGAUCCUGUCUAAAGAUUUCAGUCACAUUGAGAUGAAGCUAGUCCACCUCGAUCUGAAGGGAGCUCCUCCGAAAGUGUCCUACUAUGAGCAGGUAUUUCCUCUUUUCUCCAAGCUGGGGGCCAAUGGAUUGCUCAUUGAAUAUGAAGAUAUGUUUCCAUUUACUGGAGAGCUGGAAAUCCUGAAGUCUCCAUAUGCGUACAGUGAGGAUGACCUUAAGAAGAUUCUGCACCUUGCAGAGAUUAACAACCUAGAAGUGAUACCUCUUGUACAGACAUUUGGACACAUGGAGUACGUCCUGAAGCAUGACAAGCACAGAGGUCUGAGAGAGGUGGAGCGUUACCCCAACAGCUUGAACCCUCACAAUGCAGAAACCUUACCACUGGUCAAAAUGAUCUUAACUCAAGUUCUUGAAAAACAUCCCAUGAGCAGUUGGGUCCAUAUUGGAUCUGAUGAGGUUUACCACCUAGGAGAAGGGCAGGAUUCCAAGUCCUGGCUGAACGGCAACAAAGGAGACCUGGGCAAGAUGUUCCUCAAUCACUUGAAGAGCGUGGUGGACUUCCUCCACAACCAGUUUCCUGAGAAGAACCAGCUCAUGUGGGAUGAUAUGCUGAGAAAGCUGAGCGUACAGAUCAUAAAGGCCUCCGGGAUCCCUAAGUAUGUGUCUCCAGUUCUCUGGCUGUACCAUGGCAAUUUUGAUAUGGCACAAAUAGAUUCAUAUAUUUCUAAAUAUGAGAAAAGUGGAUUUAAAAACAUUUGGUUUGCAAGUGCCUUCAAAGGGGCAUCGGGCCCGGCCCAGAUGUGGACUCCAACCAACCUGCACAUGAAGAACCACCAGGAAUGGAAGAAAGUCAUCGACAGGAUGAGAAAGUUCCCUAAGAUCCACUACAGCGGCAUAGCACUAACUGGGUGGCAGAGGUACGAUCAUUACUCAGCGCUCUGCGAGCUGCUGCCGGUAGGCAUCCCCUCCCUGGCCGUGUGUCUGAAGACUCUCAAGCACGGGCAGUUCACACCAGAGGCUGAAAAAGACACCGCUAACAUCCUGGGAUUCAGCAGCAUCAACGCGGAAAAAAACAUUUGUGAAGGGAACGGAGCAUUUCCAGGGUCCGAAAUUUACACGAUGGUGAAGAAGAUCCACAGUGAACUGAAGAGUAAGGUUCGCCAAGUCACAGAGGGAGACAGUGAAAUCAAUGGCUGGUUCUCACGCUACAACAGGGCAUACCGAUUUGGCAAUCCGCAUAAAAUGGAAACAUUCAGUGCAAAAAUCUUAAAAACCAACGAAGAAUGGGAGUCUCAUAUCCAGGCCCUGCGCACCCAGCUCGACUCCAUCUAUUUCCCGGACACGGUGGAGGAGUGGAUGGAGGAGAAUGUGAACCUAUACAUGGACCCUCUAAGAGAGAUGGCAAAAGAUUUCCAGGAGAUCCUGCAGCUCAAUGCGCAACCAAAGGUCAUAGUGAAGCAGUGAAGAAAAAAAAAACGGUGUAACAUGUGAUUGGAUUUUGCUUGAAAUACGAACCAGGGAAGGGUUAAAAUUCUGAAGAAUUACCAGACCACCCAAUCCAUAGCCAUUCAUGGGAUAUAGGGGUCUGGGAAUGGCCUUUUUACUUAUAUACAGUAAAUCUGUGUAUAGGGAAAGAGUCCCUGGUGCGCUGGUAGGCAAAAUAUCAUACAGUAUAUCGUGGGAAGAUACUGGCCCAUCUCUACUAAUCCCCACCAUGAUGGGUUGUAUUUAAUGCUCGGCAUUGCAAAGCACCAUGGGAGCGUCUACCUGCCAUAUGCACAUAGGGAGGUUGCCAGGUUGUACUGGAUCAAUGUGAAGGCCAUAUGGCCUCCCUCUGCAUGAAACCACACCCACUUCGCCAUAAGCCCAGCAAGCGUUGCGGAAAAGCGCAAGAAUUUGCGCAAACCUAUGCGCAGAUUUGAUAAAUAACCCCCUAAGUGCAUUUUUGGUCAAAGAAAAGAGGUGAGCGAAUCGAUUUGCCAAUACAAAAAGUAAUACAACUUUGCAAAUAAAAAGAAAAACAAUAUAUAUUUUUGUGUUUACAGCUCCAAUGCAGUACUCUGUGUCUCCAUGGUUACAGACUACAAACAAAUCUUGUGUAGUCUGAUUCUGCAGUUGUACUUUUAUCUCUUGGUAACAUACAUUUGUACAACUGCUAUAUCACACACCAUAGCAUAUGUUACUAACCUGUGACUAUGACACACAGGUGUGCAUAGGAGCUGUGUACACAAAACGGUAGGUAGGAAUCAAGACUAUGUGCAAAGUCACUUCAUUUAUACCGUAGAUAGAUUGGAACAACGAAUAAAGUUUGGUCGCAAAGGGGCUUAUAUUCUUUAUCUCAGUGUUUCUCAACCAGGGUGUCUCCAGC